Molecule: messenger RNA, 1653 nt
Organism: Manis javanica (Malayan pangolin)
Lineage: Eukaryota; Metazoa; Chordata; Mammalia; Pholidota; Manidae
Source: RefSeq, a predicted model, not a curated record
AUGAGAGGAACCACUCUCUGCUUUAGAUUACUGAACAGCAUGACGGGUGUGGUGAUUGGUUGCAGUGGAUAAAAAAUAAAAGACAUCCAGGGUAUGACAAACACCAAAAUACAGAUCAUAAAAGGUGAUUCUGAAGUAGAGAUAAAAAUUUUUGGCACCAAGGACAUGAAAGCAAAGGUCAAAGCAGCUACAGAAACUUUUGUUGAAAAACAAGAAGGAAGAUACAAUGGAGAAUUCAGUGUAGAUAAACCUGUAUCACAACCCUCUGUUGGAAGAGACAUAAACACAGACAGCGUUUUUAGAGAAGUUCAGCCAUUGAUAGAUUGGGAUCAAAUUAAGGCAGAAGUUGUAGAGUGGGGAAAAAGAAAAUGGGCAGAUUUACCACCAGUUAAGAAAAACUUUUACAUAAAAAUCAAAGCAAUAAGCUCACUGUCUCAAGUGCAGGUGGAAACUGGGAGAAAGGAAAUUUUCAACAUAAUGUGUGAUGACUUGAAGGAUGGUGAAAAACGUCUCUCCCCCAAUCCUACUUGUAAAUUUGAGGAUGCUUUCCAACACUAUCUCAAACUUAUGAAAAGAAUUUAAAAAGCAGGUUUUCAAAUGCCAAUGCCAGUUCAGUCACAGGCAUGGCCAAUUAUCCUACAAGGAAUAGAUCUUAUCGGAGUCGCCGAAGCUGAAACAGGCAAAACAUGGUCCUAUUUAAUGCCUGGGAUUAUCCAUCUCAAUCAACUAAUAUCUAGAGAACAAAGGAACAGACCUGGCAUGCUAAUCCUUAUGCCUACAAGAGAAUUAGCUUUUCAGGUGGAAGGAAAUUCUAAGUAUUCAUAUAAAGGUCUUAAAAGUAUCUGUAUACAUGGUGGUGGAAAUAGAGAGGGACAAAUACAAGACAUUACCAAAGGGAUAAACAUCAUUAUUUCAACUCCUGGAUGACUGAACGAUCUGCAAGUGAAAAACUUGGUCAACCUAAGAAACAUAACCUACUUGGACUUAGACGAGGCAGAUAAAAUGCUGGAUCUUGGGUUUCGUCGACUUGAGCAAUCUUAUUUGAGAAAGCCUACGAUUGUUUAUGUUGGUACUCUGGAUCUAGUUGCUGUUAAUACAGUGAAGCUAAAUAUAAUUGUUACUGCAGAAGAAGAAAAAUGAUCUCUUAUCCAAGAAUUCCUACAGAGCCUGUCACCCAAAGACAAAGUCAUCGUUUUUAUCAGCAGAAAAUUUGUUGCUGAUGACUUAUCAAGUGACUUAAGCAUUCAAGGCAUACCUGAGCGAUCACUGCAUGGUGACAGAGAACAAAGUGAUCAUGAGCAAGCAUCAGUGGACUUCAAAACCAGAGACGUGAAAAUAUUGACUGAUGAUUUAGCAUCCCGAGGUCUCGAUGUUAACAAUGUUACACAUGAGUAUAAUUACCGUUUCCCAUGGAAUACCAAAGAAUAUGUACACAGGGUAGGGCGUACUGGAAGGGCAGGAAAGACUGGCAUAUCGGUUACCCUUAUGACUCAAGAUAAUUGGAAGACUGCCACUGAUUUGAUUAAAAUUCUGAAAAGAGCAAAUCAAAGUGUCCCAGAAGAUCUUGCGACAAUGGCUGAGCGCUAUCAUCAAAAAAAGGACACAGGAAAAAAAUCAAGAAAAUCUCAAGGAAAACCCAAGGAGUUUUUCUGA